GAUGAAGGUUUGAGGGGAACUUUUUGCAAUGGGUUUCAGUACGCAUCGUUUUGUUGGGUCGGUGGACCCUAAUCUGAUAUGUGGAAUUUGCAGUUCUGUUAUAGAGGAUGCUGUGUUGACGCCUUGUGGACAUACUUUUUGCUAUUGCUGCCUGGAGACUUGGAUGAGUAAACCGCGAGUAAAUUCAUGUCCUGAGUGCAGAAGUACUAUGGCUCUGAGGGACGUAAAGCCGGUACUUUGUCUUCGUAAUCUUGUGAAUGGUUUUGAUGUCAUGUGUGAUAACAGCGAACGUGGAUGUAAGUUAGUUGUGAAAUUAGAACGGUUGAAAUCCCAUUUACAGGUCUGUGGAUAUACCCCUAUAAAGUGCGCAGGGUGUUCCGAGAUGGUGAAUCGGUCAGAACUUGCAAACCAUCAAAUGUCUUGCGAGGGCAUUUCAGCUUCUUUGAAGGAUGAAAACUACGAUUCUUACAUGUACAAAUCUUUAGCAGCAAUAUCCCUAGAAAAUGAAGCUACCUCUUUGGAACUUUCGGGACUCCUUGCAAAGAUUUCGUCUUUGGAAUUUCAAUUGAAGUCACUGAAAAGGGACAUGCAAAUCUCCGAGUCAAAAAACCGUGUCCUUGAACGUGAGUACAGGAAAACUAAGGACGAGCUUCAACAGAAGAGAAAUGAAAUUCUCGAAGUCCAGUACUCCGAGUUUGACCCGGACUAUGACUAUGGUUACACUCCGCAAACAGUAGCCAAAUUGUCCUUACUCGUCGCUAGAUUUCUGUUGAAGAAACCGUCGUAUGUGGACAGCGACAAAAUUUUUGCGGCUAUCAAACGUUCGUACGAGCAGUAUGCACGUUGUGGAAACCAGUAUGAAUAUGAUGUUCACAUGCUUGUUGCCACCGCUUUUGCGAGUAAUUGGUUCAGCGAAAGUCAGAGAAUUAACUUUCAUUGCUGGCUUCAGAGUCUUGCUAGAUAUCGUCAAUAUGCUAAUACGGGGAUAGAUUCAAGUGAACAACAUAUUUACCAAUGAAAAUGAUAUACAACUGAACGUAAACAAUUAUCAUUGCAUACCUGUAGGACAUUGACUUAUAUAGAUCGAUUUUAAUUGCAACCUUUGCUUUGUUGAAAUGUUCAGACACAAGCUUGAAAUUUUACCUUUAUAUGCACUGAAAUAUCUGUUUGAAAUGAAAACAUUUAAAAUCUGGGAUAUGCUGAUUUUUAAAAACCCUUAGAAACUUUAAAAUGAAUUGUGAAUAAAUUACUAGUUUCCUCGUAUGGAGUUAAUGACGGUAAUUAGAGGUUUAUGUUUUAGAUUUAGAAAAAAAGGCUUUAGCUUUCUGUUCAGAAAGUACAACAGUGUUUAAAAUGUCGUCAUCUCUAAUUGUGAUGAAAGUACGACAUUGCUUGAUAUAUAGAGUUUAAAAAAAGUUAAACGCUUGACUUCAAACUUAAGAUCACUGUAGACUUUUCAAGUCAUUUAAAUCUUGAUUAUCUUUUGUAUAAGUAUUAUUACUCAGAAAUAGGAGCAUUAUAUAAUGUUUUUAGAAAGAAUAUAUAAGUAAUGUAUCUUAUUAUGUAAAUAUAAGAAGUUUAAAAAAAAAGGUUGUUUGGAUUUCGGGAAAACAAGCUUUUAAGGAUAAAAUCCUUGUUUUAUAAAGUCAUUAAAAAUUUUGUGAAAUAAAUACAUAUAUAUGUCCACUUUAUAAAAAGUUUUUUUUUCUUUUCAGAAUUGUGUGUAAUUCUGUUUACUGCAUGCAAUCUAUAUAUACAAUUUUGUUUAAGGAAAAAAUUAAGUUUUCGAGAUUCGGUCAUCCUUUUUGUAUAGUGCACUAUUUGUGUAUUCCAGAAAUCGGUAAUAA
Messenger RNA from Saccostrea cuccullata (small rock oyster), 1847 nucleotides. Its product is annotated as E3 ubiquitin-protein ligase PDZRN3-B-like. The transcript has a single exon. Gene Ontology annotation, molecular function: metal ion binding. NCBI's taxonomy places the organism in Eukaryota, Metazoa, Mollusca, Bivalvia, Ostreida, Ostreidae. Bases 29 to 1018 code for a protein of 329 amino acids. The record is from RefSeq and is a predicted model, not a curated record.